AUGGCUCGCCGGCUUGUCCGUGCGGGCAUACAGCUCGGGUUGUUCACCACCAUCGUCUUGAUUCUGGUGGUGUUUCUCGAUAACCGGUUCCGUGUCCUUCCCACCUCCAUCCACGAACACCUCCCGAUGCAUUAUGACGGCUACGUGAUCACCGAUGUAACGAUCACCAAGUGUUCCGCCCUCAAUCCUUUCUCGAAAUGUAGCCUAGAUUCAGGCUGGAAUCGUGUUCCCAAAGAUCUUUACCUUCGUAAGGGCUGGACAUCAAGCGCCUUUCUUCAAUUCCAGCGCAAGAAAGAGGAGGAACUGGGUGCGGACGAUAAAGUUGUGGUCGACUUGAAAAUCAGCCGCCUGACCCCGACAUCCGAAUACACUGGCAAAACCGAGGUCGAGGCAUGGGAGCCGCGACCGGGCGCGCUUUGGAUCAAGCGCUCGUCCACUCGCCACGUCAGUGACUCGGAGAAAGCCGUGACCUAUGUCGAUGUCCUAUUUGGGGCCGAUGUCGUCGACCCUCGCUUCGGUUGGGAGGUCAAAGAUACCCCCUUGUUGUUGGACAGUUGGACGGAGCGACUGGAGACUCGCCUCAGUAUUCGACGAGGCCACCCGACCAAGCCCAAGAAGCCUGUCCCCAGAAUCAACGAGAAUGGAAAGUUCAAGGUGAUGCAGCUGGCAGAUCUUCAUCUGAGUACGGGUUUGGGCGACUGCCGUGACCCCGUUCCUGCGGAGAUCGUGCCCGGCCACAAGUGUGAGGCCGAUCCCCGCACGCUGGAAUUUGUAGAACGGCUCCUCGACGAAGAACAGCCAGACUUUGUGGUCUUAAGUGGUGACCAGGUCAAUGGCGACACCGCAGCCGAUGCACAGACCGCUCUGUUCAAGGCCGUGAAGCUGCUGGUCGAGCGCAAGAUCCCGUAUGCAGCCAUCUUUGGCAACCAUGACGACGAAGGUGAUCUCAGUCGGUCGCAACAGAUGGCCAUCUAUGAGGAUUUACCUUACUCUCUCUCCGCCGCCGGCCCCGAAGAUAUCGAUGGUGUCGGAAACUAUAUUGUCGAGGUCCUUGACCGAGGCAAAAGCACCCACUCUGCCCUGACCUUCUACUUCCUUGACACACACUCCUACUCCCCCGACGAACGUCAGUUCCGGGGCUACGACUGGAUUAAGCCCAGUCAGACUCGAUGGUUCAAGAAUACCGCGCAGAGCUUGAAAAGAAAGCACCGGGAAUACUCCCACAUCCACAUGAACUUGGCAUUCAUCCACAUUCCAUUGCCCGAAUACCGAACCUCUGAAAAUUACUGGAAGGGUCAGUGGCCCGAGGUCCCGACUGCACCGGCAUUCAACUCGGGAUUCAAAGACGCGCUCGAGGAAGAGGGUGUCGUAUUUGUUAGCUGCGGACAUGACCAUGCCAAUGACUACUGCAUGCUCGAGCACGAUUCAAAGAGUCAACCUUCUCUCUGGAUGUGUUAUGGUGGCGGAGUCGGCCUGGGUGGCUAUGGCGGCUAUAACAAUUACGUGCGACGAGUACGCUUCUUCGACUUCGACAUGUUCUCAGGCCGUGUCACGACUUACAAACGUCUUGAAUGGGGCGAAACCGAAGCCAAGCUCGACGAGAUGAUGAUCGUGGACGGCGGCACCGUCAAGGGCCCGGACGAAACGAACCUCUCAGAAUAA
Molecule: messenger RNA, 1662 nt
Organism: Penicillium alfredii
Lineage: Eukaryota; Fungi; Ascomycota; Eurotiomycetes; Eurotiales; Aspergillaceae
Product: metallophosphoesterase family protein
Exons: 3
Coding region: 1-1662 (553 amino acids)
Cellular component (GO): cytoplasm
Molecular function (GO): phosphoprotein phosphatase activity
Source: RefSeq, a predicted model, not a curated record